AUGGCCGCGAUGCUUCGCGAUGCAUGGUCCACUAUACAAGAGCCUGUCAUCAGCUACAUUCUCGACGAACGCUACCCAGAGCCCGGCAUUGAUCGCACCAUGGUCUACGUUGCUGAGCUUGGCUUCACGUGCAACGUAGACUACCUGGCUCGAGCAUUCGGAAACAGCACUUACAACUACGAGUUCCAAAAGUAUGAAAUGUACACGAGGCUCGCCCUGAAAUGGAGGGUGUAA
Messenger RNA from Colletotrichum fioriniae, 234 nucleotides. NCBI's taxonomy places the organism in Eukaryota, Fungi, Ascomycota, Sordariomycetes, Glomerellales, Glomerellaceae. The record is from RefSeq and is a predicted model, not a curated record.